Messenger RNA from Sabethes cyaneus, 1209 nucleotides. RefSeq lists its product as uncharacterized. NCBI's taxonomy places the organism in Eukaryota, Metazoa, Arthropoda, Insecta, Diptera, Culicidae. Gene Ontology annotation, cellular component: nucleus. Bases 51 to 803 code for a protein of 250 amino acids. The record is from RefSeq and is a predicted model, not a curated record. The transcript has 2 exons. Gene Ontology annotation, molecular function: zinc ion binding.
AUAGAAAAUAGUGAAGUUUUGUGCCAUUUUUACUGAAAAAAACAAUUGCAAUGUCAACAUUCUGUCGUCUUUGUCGAAUACAAAUUAUUGCUCAUCCAAAUCCUAUUGCCAGUUCUUCCAUCCGACACGGUCUGAAACUACAGGAACUGAUAUUUGCGUGUACUCAAAUAAUACUAACAAAGGACUUCAGAUUGCCGCAGUUUCUUUGCGACUCCUGCAUCAUACGGCUGGAUGAAACAUACGCCUUCAUACAAUUAUGCCGCGAAUCAGAGGAAAUUUUUUCAAAGUUGUUUCCUCAGCCAGCGCAAGAUAAAAAUCCAACACAGGCACCUAAUUCUCAUGGAACGAAUGAUAAUCGCACAUUCCAGAACCACAGCAAUUCUGUUGCCGUAAAACUCGAAUUAGAGAACGAAAUACUUUCGGUUCCAGUAGAAUAUCCUAACACAUUUGACAUUUUACCUGCAAUUGAAAGCGAUCUUCACAAGAGAUGCAAUAAAGACUGGAUUUCGGAGGCACGUACGCACCGUGAACGGCAACGGCUGUCGACCGCAAAGCGUCGUGCCAAAAUGACCGACGAUCAGCGGGAACGGGAGCGUGAACGUGCGCGAGUCCGCCAGGCUAAGCGCCGUGCCAGCCGAAGUGAUGAAGAAAUACGCGUCCAAAGGGAACGGGAUCGGAUAAGGCAAGCAAUGAAGCGUGCAAAAUUUCGUGAAGUAGAAAUGUUACAACAGCAGCAACUGGUACAGCAUACAGCUAAUCAUGACUCGACAGCGUUUAUAGGACUAGGUUUGGUGCAGAAAUGAAUGGUUAAGUGCUGGUGGGGAUGCUAGAAAUAACACUAAACUUUUGAUGUUAGCUUUCCAACCAGGAACGAUUCAUAAGCAUGCUACUGGUCAUGACGGAAAUUGAUUAUUUGCUUAAAGCAAAAAUCCCUUAUGUUUAUUGAACACAGUAUUCAAAUUCAUCUACUGAAUCUCCACGCAAAUACAAUUUAAAUAAUUUACAAUUGCAACGAUGAAAUACAAUCAAUGUUGCAUUCAAUGAAAGCAUGGACAAACAUUGUUUCAAAAACUUAUCGAAUAUUUGUGAAUGUUUCCGGACUUUCUUUUCGUCAUAAUAAAAACUAAAAGGCUAUUAAAUAUGAAUUUUGUCACAGUUUGCAUUGUAGAUUCUAAUGGCUCCAACAGAAGGCUAGACAAAACAGUGCAA